GGGAACGAAGAAGAGUUCAAGGUUUUCUUAAACCAGGUGUACCAGAAAAUCCAAGUCAACGUUGACGCAAAGAUCCAGGUUAAAAAGAACGUUUAUGAUAAGAUAGCCAAGAUCAUGGCAAAAGUAGCAAAGUACGAUCCUUGUUACAACUUCAGAGUUGAGUUCAAGGGCUCCACCUACGAGGGCCUGAAAAUCGACAAACCAGACGAGUUCGAUUUCUCAUUGGUAAACGACAAUUGGGCCGGCAAGAUUUCUCUUCUGGAAGAUGCAACCACGCCCGUCGGCUUUGGCUACGCGGUACAGACCGUUAAGACAUGCCUAGAUAAGUUUAAAAUACCAGGAACUAGGCGCAUUGAUGCUGGCAAAGUCAGAUGGCAUUUACGCGAGUUGGUGGAGAAAGCGAUAGAAGAGUCAGGACUGCAAGGACACAUAGUGAAGCGACCCUGGGAAGGGGGACCUGUAGUCACGUUUGAAAUCCUAUGGCCAGGGUUUCCUUUUAUAAGCAUCGAUUUGGCAAUAAGUUUAGAACUUCAGCAUUGGCCACCCGAAGCUAGAUCACCACCUCCCGGCAUUAAGAAUCCAAGGGCGGAGCUUGUACCCAAAGUAAAACCUGGAGCAAACCCAGCAUUUUGGCUAAUUUCCUCUGCCAAGGUCGAAUCACAGAUCAUGCAAAAUAUCGACAACGACGGCGGAUGCCGAAAAAAAGUCCUUCAGCUGGCUAAGUACUUCAUGGGAAAAGGUCUGUCAAAGUGGCAUCCACUAGCCACGUACCACCUUAAAACCAUUUUGUUCCAUAUGAAUGAUCGCUGGAAGUUAACCGGCGACUGGGCACAAGGAAAGCUAGUCACCCGGUUUAGGGAGUUAAUUGAUCGCCUUUUGGGGCACAUCCAAAAAGAAUCUCUUCCAAGUUUUUUCAUGCCCGGUUUGAACUUGUUCGAGGAUAAGCCGAACAUCAAAUCUGCUAAAACAGGAAUCGAUCUAUUUUUGAAGAUGCUUAAAAGUAACCCACAGGAUUUGAUGAGG
Porites lobata is the source of this 1023-nucleotide messenger RNA. The record is from the annotation of a GenBank genome assembly. Lineage: Eukaryota; Metazoa; Cnidaria; Anthozoa; Scleractinia; Poritidae.